Messenger RNA from Sardina pilchardus (European sardine), 2039 nucleotides. It is a transcript of the gene zdhhc16a, whose product is annotated as zinc finger DHHC-type palmitoyltransferase 16a. Bases 347 to 1483 code for a protein of 378 amino acids. The record is from RefSeq and is a predicted model, not a curated record. The transcript is spliced from 11 exons. Gene Ontology annotation, biological process: protein palmitoylation. Lineage: Eukaryota; Metazoa; Chordata; Actinopteri; Clupeiformes; Clupeidae. Gene Ontology annotation, cellular component: Golgi apparatus. Gene Ontology annotation, molecular function: palmitoyltransferase activity.
GUAGACUGAUUUGAUACCAACACGUAGCAUUCAAGAUCAUUAGAAUGUAUAUUGUAAUAUAAAUGUUCCGUUGUUAUUCUGAACAUCUUUUGAAAAGCACCAAACACACAAGCACACGAUACUGUCUUUAAACUCCAUUCCCCACAAUUCACCGCGUCCACACCAACGCUUGCGCAUUAGCGGCGCGCAGCCUGUGAGCUUGUUUCAGUAGGUCCGGAUGGUGAACGGAUUGAACAACUGUACUAGCGCACUGUGUCUGUGCCAUCAUCAGGAAGAUUAAAUCUUACAUCUGGCUAUCAUGACCUGACUGACCUGCCGCCGUGCUUAAAACCAGACCACAGUCAGGAUGCGAACACACACUGGAGGGCCUCUCGUGCUGAAGUGUGUGCGUGUGUGUUGUCGUCGGGGGCGGUCGCGUGUGCCGCGCUGUGUGAGGAACGCGUGGUCGUACACACACCUCCUGGCGCGCUCGCUCUGCUACAACUCCCUCGCCAGCUGGGACACGGUCAACGAGUCGCUCUUUGAGCCCAUCUUCUGGACCGCCGACCGCCUCACACGAUGGUUUGGACGGGUGUUUGUGUGUCUGGUCAUCGUGCUGACCAGUUCGAUCAUCCUGAUUGCGUACUCGGUGAUGCUGCCGCUGGUGCUGUACACGUAUCCGCCCCACUGGAUCGCCUGGCACCUGGGCUUCGGGCACUGGAUCAUCGUCAUGAUCACCUUCCACUACUACAAGGCCGUGCGCACGCAGCCUGGACAACCACCCACGAUGAAGAAUGAUUUUCCUUUUGUGUCCAUUUGUAAGAAGUGUGUCAUCCCCAAACCAGCCAGGACACACCACUGUGGAAUCUGUAACACAUGCAUUCUCAAGAUGGAUCAUCACUGCCCGUGGUUGAAUAACUGUGUGGGCCACUUCAACCAUCGCUACUUCUUCUCCUUCUGCGUCGUCGUCACACUCGGCUGCAUGUACUGCAGCAUCAGUGGACGCAACCUCUUCAUCGAAUCAUACAACACCAUUGAGCACUUAAAAGCUUUGGAGGCGGAGAAACCCGGGGUUCCGGUGAAGGGUGUGGGACUUCUCAUCGGCAUCGUGCCUCCUGAGAGUUCAUCCAAGGCUACCCCCCCGACGUAUACCUUCAAGGACAAACUGCUGAACAAGAGUAUCAUCUACAUGUGGGUCCUCACCAGCACGGUGUCGGUAGCUCUGGGUGGCCUGACGCUGUGGCACGCUAUGCUGAUAUCUCGUGGGGAGACGAGCAUCGAGAGACACAUCAACAAGAAGGAGGUCAAACGACUCAGCAAGCGGGGCAAAGUCUACAAAAACCCCUACAAUUAUGGACGCCUGAACAACUGGAAGCUCUUCCUCGGCGUUGAGAAGAGAAGUCAUUGGGUGACGAGGGUUCUCUUGCCCUCUAGUCACCCCCCCUAUGGAGACGGCAUGACGUGGGACUUCCACCCCAAGAGGAAAGAAGCCCUGCCUGUGUGACACACACAUCCACCCACACACACACACACACACACACGCACACACGCACACACACACGCACGCACACACACACACACACACACACACACACACACACACAGUCCUGCACUAAGGGCUCUGAUUCCGUUCCGUUCAUCCUAAACCUCUGAGAUCCUCUCUGUGAUGUUGUCACGGUGACACACAGGCUGGUGGGACAGCAUGCUGCUUAGGGCCACUGGGCCAGCCACUCCUGCUCAGGCCGCCAUUUUGGAUCUACUACUACUGACUGGACCACCUGCCCCUGUACAGGCAGCCGUUUUGGAUCUACUACUGACUGAGCCUGACACACCUGCCCCUUUUCAGGCAGCCAUUUUGGAUCUACUACAGACUAGACCACCUGCCCCUCGCCAGGCAGCCAUUUUGGGUCCUUUAUCCAGUUGGGACUGCUAAGGGACAGUGGAAUUGUGGAGGACUUCCACAUGGCUGUACUGGAUUUGUGUCAUGUGUUUUUAACUUUAUUCAAACUAUUAAACGUCCUUUUUUACACAGUCACAAGGAGAUCAGUUGAUAUUUCACA